Molecule: messenger RNA, 960 nt
Organism: Uloborus diversus
Lineage: Eukaryota; Metazoa; Arthropoda; Arachnida; Araneae; Uloboridae
Product: 3-hydroxyacyl-CoA dehydrogenase type-2-like
Exons: 5
Coding region: 112-885 (257 amino acids)
Biological process (GO): fatty acid metabolic process; androgen metabolic process; estrogen metabolic process
Cellular component (GO): mitochondrion
Molecular function (GO): estradiol 17-beta-dehydrogenase [NAD(P)+] activity
Source: RefSeq, a predicted model, not a curated record
AAAAGAGAAAAAAUAAAAAAAAGGAAAACGAGGGAGACACAUGUAUCGAAGUGCCGGUGUUAGGAUUUUACAUUAAAAUUUCCGAAUUCAUAUAACCAUUAUCAGUAGAAAAUGCAAAAUAUUAAAGGACUGGUGACUUUGAUUACUGGUGGAGCAUCUGGAUUUGGACUUGCUACUGUUGAGCGAUUUGCAAAACAAGGUGCAAAAGUUAUUAUAUGUGAUUUAAAAACAUCUAAGGGACAAGAAGUAUGCUCUAGACUUGGAGAUAACACUGUAUUUGUUCCUACAAAUGUGACUUCUGAGAAAGAUGUGCAAAAUGCCCUGAAUGUAACAACAGAUAAAUUCAAAAAACUGGAUCUCCUCGUAAAUUGUGCUGGAACAAAUGUAUUAUCAAAGACGUAUGAUUUCCGAAACAAUGUUCCACAUUGCUUAGAUAAGUUUUCUGAAAUGCUACAGGUUAACACAGUGGGAACUUUUAAUGUUAUCCGAUUAGCUGCAGGAAUAAUGGCUGAAAAUAAACCAGACGAUGAUGGUCAGAAAGGUGUCAUAAUUAAUCUUACAAGCACUCAUGCGUUUGAAGGGAGCACUGGACAUGUAGCAUUUGCUGCUGCAAGUGGCUGUAUUGUAUCUAUGACUUUGCCGCUAGCUCGUGACUUGUCUUCGGAAGGAAUUAGAUGUUGUGCAGUUGCUGCGGGUUUAUUUGACACACCUUACUUUAGAUCACUACCAGAGAAAUAUCGCCGAUAUAUGCCUUCCGUUAUCCCAUUUCCAAAAGGUCUAGGAAGUCCAGAUGAAUUUGCUCACAUUGUACAAACAAUCUUAGAGAAUAAAAUGCUUAAUGGGGAAGUGCUAAGAUUAGACGCUGCUUUAAGAUAUGAGCUAUAAAAAGCUUUAUGUAUAUAUCAUCAAAACAUGCUUUUCAUUUUCAUAAUCAAUAAAAAAAAAGUUAUUUCUGUAGUA